CGGAAGUCAGCAACAGAACAAAAUGGCGAUCACCACAGGGUGGUCGUUUGCUGCGUUAGCUGCUUGUUUUCUGCUAUUUACGUAUAAAGAUUUGACGCAGUCGCAAGAAGUUAACAUAAAUGCUCACAAGGACAUCAAGGCCCCCAAACUUGCACAGUUUGCGGGUCCCACCAUAAAAUUUAUGUUCUGUUAUUCCUGAGGGUACCGGAAAGUGUUUGAUCAGUAUGCUCAAGCACUUCAUGACCGCUUCCCUAGCCUGACGGUUGUUGGCGACAAUUACCCUCCGCCACCUGUCAAGGCUAUGCUUGCUCAGUUCUUAUCUGUCUUUAAACUUGUUCUCAUUGGUCUUGUUGUCUCUGGGUACAAUCCCUUCCCUCUCCUCAACAUUGAAACUCCUGCCGCCUUCAGAUGGGCAACAGAAAAUAAGAUAUAUGCCUGCCUCAUGGUGUUUUUCAUCAGCAAUGCUCUAGAAGGACAACUCAUUUCUACAGGGGCUUUUGAAGUUUCUUUCAAUGAUGUGCCUGUCUGGUCGAAACUGGAGACAGGACGUAUACCCUCCCCAUCCGAGAUGUUUCAAAUGAUUGAUAAUCACAUGAGGUUGAGCAAUAAGCAACAAGUACAGUAAGCCUGUGCCUUGUCUCACACGUCCGGUAUUUGCCAGGUGAGCCCACUUUGACUGUUGGCAAGUUGGGGCGCUGCUGUCCUGAGCUUAUGAAGGUUCAAGUUUAAGCAACCACUGCUGGCUUGGACUGGAUCCCCUAUCAGAAUACAGCAGCCAUCCAAUUUCCUGCAGUUACUGUCUCUCAACUGACAAGAAUCGCACCUGUUGUUACAAGGCUUGUUCCAGUCAAUUAGUUCGAUAGAAAUCCACUCAUGGUUAGAAAUCAAGAGUAGAAAAUUUGUUAAAGACGUAAAUGUUUUCUGUAAUAAUUUAUAGUGAAUUAUGCAAUGAUACAAGUAUUCUUGUUGUACAAAAAGAACUUAUUAUGAUGUAAUGGACGUGUUUGUUGAGUGCUAGCUUGUAUAAAUGGCAGACCACUAUCUCGUCAACACUGUUACUGUACUAAUAGCUAUCAUGUUUGGUACGGCUGUAAUGUACUUCUAUUUCUGUGGUAAAUUGACCGAAUCAUGCAUCAUUUUACGUACAAGACAACAGAGUGAGUGGUAGGUUGAAGGAUUAACUCCAUGCUGAUUUUUAAUCUGUUAAUCUUUUUCUUUGAAAAAUACUAGUAAUUUGACAAUAAAUAUUAUGGUGUCAGAUGAGCCGAUUUGCUGAUCGUGAGUUAAAUUCAUCAUUUAUCCUUUCAACGGUUGUUUGUUUACCAUCACUUUAGCCAUUGUCCUUGCUUGGUUUCUACAGUGUGAUGAAUGACCUGUUUCAAUUUCGUCAUAUGACAGAGUUAGGAGAAGUACGUCAUCAAACUCACUCAUUCACCUUCAUGUCACUUACAGUCACUGUCAGUUUACCUAUUUGGGGCAAUAAUGUAUUCAAAGAACUCUUUUUGCUUACAUGAAUAAUUAAGUUAAAUUGAUCCUAUUACGGAAUGUUUUUAUGAAUAUGUCCAUAUUAUGUCAACCUUAAUUUAAGAAUCCUAAAAAAUGUUUGAAGGAUAAAAGCUGAGAAAUUGUAUUCAGUUCACGAUCAUAUUUGAAUGUUUUAGUACAAAGCAUGCUGGCGUGGGGUAAUUGUUGUAUACAUACUAUUCAGAUUUUGCCUAUAUUACACAAGUGUAUUACCUGGAUAGUUUAUAAGACAGAACACACUGAUAUUGGGUGUCUAUUUCUAUUUCUUCUUUCCAAAUGGUCACCUUGAGAUUCUUUAACUGCUCUUUCCAUCUGAUGUGCAAAGAAAUCAAAGUUUGUAUUUUUGUGUAGAUCUGUUUGUAAGAGGACUGACAUUUAUAGAGAUAUUGGUACAAUAUACAGAAAUACAUUUUUAUGCAUGUUAUGUGUUUGUGAUGUUGAAUACUAGGUUGAUUUACAACUGUCUAUCACAGGUUCAAUGUUCUUGAUUCCAUCCCUGUUUUAUGAACAAACUUACUAUUGUCAUUGUCUGCUUUCAUCAUGGCCUUAGGACUCAUGGGUAAUUUCAGUGAGAUUACUGUUAAUUCUGAUGUCUGUCUAUUAGGUGCAUAAAUUGCUAGACAAUAUGUUCAGACAUGAAGAUGCACAGCUGUGGUGAUUCCUGGUCUCCUGAGGAGUUGGGGUAGCCUGGUGGUUAAAGUGUUAGCGUACCACGCCAAACACCCAGGUUUGAUUUCCGGCUGGCGAGUACAGUGUGCAAAGCCCAUUUCUGGUGUCUCCCACUGUGGUAUAUUGCUAACAGUGACGUAAAACUAACCUCACACCUGGCCUCCCUUGCUUCUCUGGUUUAUCGAGCACAGAUGUGAUACAGCUGCAGUUGGACAGUUGUGAUACAGCUGCAGUAUUGCCAGGCGUUACUUCAUGAACAUUUGCUCAAACCUCUUUGAGGUUGGUGGUGAGGCCUGGAGGUUAAAGCUCUUGCUCGAUACUGAAGGUCUGGGUUCGAUUCCUCACAUGGUGCAAUGUGUGGAGUCAAUGUCCCUGUCUUGACAUAGCUGGAAUGUUGCUAAAAGGUGUGUAAUUAGGAAAUAUGCACUCGCUGAAAAAAAGUGCUUUACGUACUUGAAUUAAUUUCUUGCUUAUCUCAUUGGCAAUUGGUUGACCUAUUGACCUCAUUGUUGGAGCAACAUUGGUAAUCCAGGGUAUAAUCUUAAUUUUGACCUAUUUGCGGACUGUGGCAGGAAUUGGUGUAAUUCCUCAGUAUAAUAAUUCUCCCAGUGAAGUUAGGCUUUCCCAGAUAUAUUUGAUUUCCAGACAUAUUUCCAUUUUUAGUCUUGAAAGAACAGUGAAACUAAAUGGGACAUUUUUAGUGUUAUUACAUUCAAACCAUGCUUAACACUGUAGGAUGGUGAGUUUAUUGAUGUAUUUUUGUAAUAGAAUGAGGAUAUAAACCCUGGAUGAUCAUGGAUGCAGCAGUAGGUCAUGGAUGUUAGACUGCAGCAAAGUGAACCAGAAUGUUCAGUAGUACCACAACUAAACAACAAGCCUCUGGUAGUAGAGCCUCUCGGGUAGAGAGUGUUUUCUAUCCAAGUCUGAGGACUCUGGACAUUCAUUGUUUAUUUGUAAAUCAUCAUUCCAUGCUUUUGUUGUUGGGGUUGUAUAACCUGGAUAUCCUGAUGUACUAUUUCAUUUAUCCCCUCUUCGUGAAAUAUGUGUAAAUAAAAUCAUGUGACUACA
Messenger RNA from Haliotis rubra (blacklip abalone), 3261 nucleotides. Its product is annotated as thioredoxin reductase-like selenoprotein T1b. Gene Ontology annotation, cellular component: endoplasmic reticulum membrane. The record is from RefSeq and is a predicted model, not a curated record. Gene Ontology annotation, molecular function: thioredoxin-disulfide reductase (NADPH) activity. Gene Ontology annotation, biological process: cell redox homeostasis. Lineage: Eukaryota; Metazoa; Mollusca; Gastropoda; Lepetellida; Haliotidae. The transcript has 5 exons.